AUGACUAACGGUCACGAUGAGGUAGAGGCUGGGAGUAAAGCUGAUAGCGAGGAAGAUCUCGAGCUAGAGAAUGUCGAGGAAGAUGGACCCCUUCUAUCAUCCGCCCAGAAUCCGCACCCGGAGCCCAAAUCCAGCAGCUUGAGGGGAUUGGCUCAACGUCAAAAACGAUUCAAAGUCGCCGUUGUCGUGAUCACCAUCAUCACACUGUCCUUCAUUGUCUUAGGCUUAGAGUUCACUUCGUCCAAUGUCGAGCCCGAGCUUGACUCGUUCCAGGAGACCCUCAAAGUUGAAAGUGAAAGAGCAAGGGAGUUGCUGCUGAGGAACAUCGGACCUAGGAUAGGUGCAGGUGAUGGAUUGGUAGUCGCUAGUCCAAGCAAGGGGGAGAAGAGCUAUCUACCGGACUACUGCUACACUUGGACGAGAGAUUCAGCAUUGGUCUAUCGAUCUCACACGACUUUCGACUCUUCUUCGAACUCAGAGAAUAUAUCGAGCCAUGAUGAACUACUACUCAGAGCGUACGUUCAAUCUCAAAUACCAAUACAGACUAGGUCGAAUCCCUCCGGAGGACUUGAGGAUGGAGGAUUGAACGAACCGAAAUUCCAAAUCGAUGGAUCUUCAUUCUUAGGUAAUUGGGGUAGACCACAGAGAGAUGGUCCAGCGCUCAGAGCCCUGGCUCUCAUCCCGUAUGCUCAUUUCUUACUGGACAGAGGGUAUCCCGCGGAUCAUUCAUACGUCAAAGAGAACUUAUAUAAUCCGGACAAGAUGAGAGGUACUGGAAAUGUCAUUAAGAAUGAUUUGGAGGAGGUCGCUCAUCGAUGGUGGAAAGGGGGAUUUGACCUUUGGGAAGAAGUGAACGGCCAUCACUUUUUCACGCUUAUCGUUUCCUUACGGGCACUUCAAGCUGGAUCGUCCCUUGCCGAUCGCCUGAUUGAUUCUGGUGCUCAGGAGUAUUACUCAAAACAAGCUGAAUCUUUGGAACGCAAAUUCGAGAGUUUCUGGAGCGAUGAAAAGGAGCACUAUCUCUCGAGUGUCUCAUCGUUGAAUCUCGAUGAUGAUAACGAUGAUGCUGCGAUAUUUUCACUUCCUGACAGGCAAUGGUCAGACUGUUCAUUACCCCUUUCACUGAUUCAUGCGGGUGAUCAAAUCGACAUUGAUAAUUAUGGAUAUUCCAACAACACUGUCAUUGGCUUUGGACCGGCUGAUCCCAAGGUGAUUUCUACCAUAUAUCGAUACAUCCAAUCAUUCGAUGGGUUAUAUAAGAUCAACAAUAAUAAGCGAAGUUGGACACAAGGUUGGGCGUUGGGAAGAUAUAGGGAAGAUGUAUAUGAUGGUGUAGGUAAAAGUAAAGGUAAUCCCUGGCAUAUAUGUAUUAAUGCAAUAGCGCAAUCCCUCUACUUGAUCGAACAGCGACAUUACGAACAAGGAUAUAUAGAACCUACAGAAAUCACCAACAGUUUCUGGACAGAAUUGAUGAAUGAACGUGUCAAUAACGAUAGGAGGGUUGAGCGCUAUGAGAGAAAGUUUGAAAUGGCUUUGAGAAGGUUGAGAGAAGUUGGGGACAGCUUCUUGAAUGUCUCUAGAAAUGCUAUGGAACUGGGAGAAAGGAUGAGUGAACAGAUCGGACGGGACAAUGGAAAACCCAUAGGAGCGAGAGACUUGACUUGGUCUUACGCGAGUCUCAUGACCGCUGUCAAAGCAAGAGAAGACGCUGUAUCAAAAGCGGACAAUGGGGUCAAGGGUGCUUAG
Molecule: messenger RNA, 1746 nt
Organism: Kwoniella mangroviensis CBS 8507
Lineage: Eukaryota; Fungi; Basidiomycota; Tremellomycetes; Tremellales; Cryptococcaceae
Exons: 6
Coding region: 1-1746 (581 amino acids)
Biological process (GO): polysaccharide metabolic process
Cellular component (GO): fungal-type vacuole
Molecular function (GO): glucan 1,4-alpha-glucosidase activity
Source: RefSeq, a predicted model, not a curated record